AUUACCCCCAAAAUAGGUAUCACCAUUUUGCCAAGUAUUCCAAACCAGUCCGCCGAAUGUCGUUAAAAAAAUUGGAGUGUUUUUGUAGUUUUUUUUAUAAAAUCGGAGUUUGUUCGCGCAACUAAAUCAUGUGUGGAGUACUGAAAUGUUGUUGCAAGUGUGCCGGUAGCAUUGCGUGUUGCUGCUGCCAGUGCGCGUUUCAAACGCUCUGCUGUAUCAUCUUUGUGGUGCUGAUCGUAGCGCUGGCCAUCGGGCUCGGAAUCUACUUUGGGAUCUUCCACAACGCGGACAGCGGCAACGCGAGUACCACCACGACGACCACCCCCGUCAGCAGGCUGCUGAGCACGUUGUAUCCGAAAUUGGAGGAUGAUGAUUCGUUGCAUGGUUAAGGAGAGUUUAUGGAUGAAAUUGUGGUGAUCAGCGCAAAAUUUAGCGGUUUUUAAAUGUGUGAUUGUAAUUUAUACAAAAACGAUGUAAAUACAGAGUAGUGUGUGGAGUAAACAUUUUAUUUCUGAAAAUG
Molecule: messenger RNA, 520 nt
Organism: Culex quinquefasciatus (southern house mosquito)
Lineage: Eukaryota; Metazoa; Arthropoda; Insecta; Diptera; Culicidae
Product: protein midgut expression 1
Exons: 2
Coding region: 129-389 (86 amino acids)
Source: RefSeq, a predicted model, not a curated record